Sphenostylis stenocarpa is the source of this 1032-nucleotide messenger RNA. NCBI's taxonomy places the organism in Eukaryota, Viridiplantae, Streptophyta, Magnoliopsida, Fabales, Fabaceae. The record is from the annotation of a GenBank genome assembly.
AUGGUUGUGUUGCUGUUCUUGAGUGUGGGUUUGACCACUCUCGUCAAAGCAAGCAUGUCUAAAGGCAUGAGCAAUUUCGUUUUCGCCGCCUAUUCAAACCUCUUCGGAUUUUGUCUCCUGCUACUUGCAACUACCUUUCAUUACAGGAACACACCUCCCAAACCGCUCAACAGCUCCAUUCUCUUCAGAACUUUUCUCAUCGGCUUCCUCAGCGUUCUCAUUCAGACGCUUAUUUAUACUGGGCUUGGAUAUAGCUCCCCCACUCUCACCUCAGCCAUAGAAGAUCUACUUCCAGCUUUUACUUUCUUAAUUGCCGUUGUUUUCAGGAUGGAAAAAUUGGACCUAAAACUAAGAAGCUGCCAAGCAAAAACCAUAGGGACUGUGGUCUCAAUUGGAGGGGCAUUAAUAGUGACUUUAUACAAAGGUUUGCCUAUGACAAGUGGUGUGAAUUUAUUUCUCCCAUCUCAACAAUCACAAUGGAUACUAGGAGGGCUUCUCCUAGCAGCUGGUACCUUUGCUGCUUCAGUCUCACUUGUUAUCCAGACAUGGACAAUUAAGGACUACCCAGAGGAGCUAAUGCUAACAACCAUUGCUACCAGUUUCUCUGUAAUCUUAUCUUUCAUAGUAGCUUUUGUUGCAGAGGAAAAUCCUAAGGCAUGGAUACUCAAGCCAGAUAUGGAAUUGGUGUGCAUAUUGUAUUCAGCCAUUUUUGUGAUGUCUACACGAAGUGUGGUGUAUGCAUGGGCAUGUCGAAAAAAGGGACCUGUAUAUGUUGCUAUGUUCAGUCCUUUAGGAAUUGUCAUUGCACUUGCUAUGGGGAAUAUAUUUUUGGGAGACACUCUAUAUCUUGGAAGUGUGAUUGGAGCUGCUAUAAUAGCUUUUGGGUUUUAUGGUGUAAUAUGGGGUCAGGCUCAAGAGGAAAAUAUCUGUGAAAAAUAUGGAACCUCUAACAUUAUUUCAUCGUCAUCAUCAUCACCUUGUUCUGAAGCUACUCUGCUGCAUAAAAGCAAAGACACAAGUUCUUAUGUAUGA